GAGAGAGAGAGAGAACAUCAGCGCACAACCACUGGAAUCAAGGAGAAUAUGUGAAGGCAGCACAGGAACGAGGGAGAGAGAGACAGAUGCAGACAGAGAGAUAGCUGGUUAGCGGGUGGACGGAUGAAAGAGCUGGAGACUAGAAGAUGCUUCAGCUUUGUCAGUGUUUCCAGCAUCAUGAGGACGAUACAGAACAACCUGCACAAACAGACUGACAUAUCAGCCUGUUCCUCCUGAUUUACAUCAAGCAGGAUCACUAACCAACACAACUCUACCCAUCUGGAGCACAUCAGAUCUUAAUGACACCUGCAACACAGGAAUACCAGCAAAACAAAGCGAACUAAAUAUAUUAGAGCUAAACUCCUCUAACUAUCACUCUUUUAAGACGGUACGAUAGAACAGCUUCAACUCCAGAUGAACUAAUCUUGAUUUAACAGUAUGCCGUGGAUCACCUUCUCUACUGGGAGGCUGUUCUUGCGGCAAGAGUGCAUGGAGAGUAACGUCGUAAUACUUUGAUUCACAGACUCAAUUUCUUUUUAAUGAGCUGGAAUGCCUUCCCUCUGCCAAGAAUGAGAAGUUGAAUGAUGCUCAGCGAGCCAUGCCCUUCAACACCUGCACACUCUCAUAGAUGAGAACAGGUUUGGUUAGGAAUCGAAGAGGAAUGCUCAUGCUCAGAAUUCUGCAGAUGCAACAAUUUCGCCUUCGGAUUCCAAUUUUUCUGCUUAUUAUCUCUGCGUUCUGAAGGAACUGGAGUCCCUUAGGUGAUGGACAUGAGACCCACGUGAAGCUGUCGAAGUACCUGCUUAUUGGUUUCAAGGACACUUGAAGGUCGGAGAAAUGUCUGACCGUUUGAGACACUGACUUUUGGAAGUCGCUUAUAUAAAAAAACUGAUUUGGGUGCAAAACAUCAAAAAAUACAAGCCAAUACAACAAAAAAUGGCAGAGCUUGCUGGAUACAAUGGCAGCGAGAGCUUCAUGUUCUCAACUGGCCUACCGUUCAACUCUACCGGCGAUUAUGAGUAUUAUGAACCCGAACCCGAUGCCAGCAAGAUCAUCAUCCCCUCCAUCUAUGCCCUGGUGUGCUGCAUCGGUGUCACAGGAAACGCCAUGGUCAUCUAUGUCAUCCUGAAGUACGCCAAGAUGAAGACGGCCACCAACAUCUACAUUCUCAAUCUCGCCAUUGCGGAUGAACUCUUUAUGUUGAGCGUCCCUUUCCUGGCGACCUCGGCCGCGGUGCAUCACUGGCCGUUUGGCUCGCUCAUGUGUCGUUUGGUUCUCAGCGUGGACGGCAUCAACAUGUUCACCAGCAUCUUCUGCCUGACCGUGCUGAGCGUGGACCGCUACAUCGCAGUGGUGCACCCGAUCAAAGCGGCUCGCUACCGUCGCCCGACCGUCGCCAAAGUGGUCAACGUUUGCGUGUGGGGCUCGCUGCUCGUUAUUCUGCCCAUCAUCAUCUUCGCGACACGUCCGGCGCAGGACGGAGGAGUGGACUGCAACUUCCUAUGGCCCGAGUCCUCAUGGUCAGAAGCAUUUGUGGUCUACACGUUCCUCCUUGGUUUCUUGCUCCCCGUGGCUGCCAUCUGCCUGUGCUACUGCUUGAUCGUGGUGCGCAUGCGAGCGGUGGGUCUGAAAGCGGGCUGGCUGCAGCGGCGGCGCUCUGAAAAGAAGAUCACGCGCAUGGUGCUGCUGGUGGUGGCCGUUUUUGUGCUCUGCUGGAUGCCGUUUUAUAUUGUGCAGCUGAUUAGUGUGUUCCGCAAGCCGCCGGACCCCAUGGUGACUCAGCUAUUUGUCAUUCUUAGCUAUGCUAACAGCGGAGCCAACCCCAUUCUUUACGGAUUCGUGUCGGACAACUUCCGCCGCUCGUUUCAGCGUAUCAUUUGCUUUCGCUGGCUGGAGAACGGACUGGAUGCUGAGCAGGUUGACUACUGUGCUGUGGCCCUGCGGCGUCAGACCACAUGCGGCCCACCGGACUUUCCAAAGGAGUGCUUGGCCUCCGAAAUGGUGUUUCGUAACGGAACCUGUACGUCUCGUACAACCACUCUGUGAGAGGAUAUUCACUGAGAGUGUUAGAGUUUAAAGGGAUAUCUCCAAACCUGGGCCCAUGUUCACAAAACUUUUUUAUCUUGCCACUAAGAGCUCU
This is a messenger RNA of Puntigrus tetrazona (Sumatra barb), 2140 nucleotides long. RefSeq names its product somatostatin receptor 1b (gene sstr1b). The record is from RefSeq and is a predicted model, not a curated record. Gene Ontology annotation, biological process: neuropeptide signaling pathway; cellular response to glucocorticoid stimulus. Lineage: Eukaryota; Metazoa; Chordata; Actinopteri; Cypriniformes; Cyprinidae. Gene Ontology annotation, cellular component: neuron projection; membrane. Gene Ontology annotation, molecular function: somatostatin receptor activity; neuropeptide binding.